AUGCCGUCCUUUGUGAAAAAGAUUCCAGAUUCAUUCUCUUCAGUGACAGAUUACAUGCAGUCAUUCAUUCCUCCCUUAAUUGAGGAAACACAUUCUGAUUUGUUGUCAAACGUCAAAGGAGUGUCUCGAGCACCUACUUGUAUAAUAUAUUCUGUUGAGAUAUCUAAAGAAUUUAAACUUCACAAAGGCUUGUUUUAUGAAAUUACAAUGUUGCAGACGACUGCAGAUACUGGAAAAGAUGUAGGAAAAUAUGAACCUGAGGUAGGUGAUCUUAUUGCAUUGACAGAUGUUAGACCAAAACGCAUUGAUGAUUUGAACAGGCCCAAAAGAUCCUAUCUUAUUGCUUAUGUUCAUGGGGCAAAAAAUGAAACUUCUGAUAAAAUCCCCAUACUGGCAUCAAAGCCCAUUUCCACUGAACAAGACAUGUACAAGUACAGGAAAGAAACAACUUUUGGGAACAAGAAAGAAACACUUUUUGCAGUUUAUCUUAUGAAUAUGAAUACAAAUGUUCGUAUAUGAAAAGCAUUGAACCCAGAGCCGGAAGGGGGAAACACAAACAUUAUUAAAACAGUACUGCGACCCAAUUCAGCUGAUGAUGAAAAUUGUAUGACUUGCUUUUCUAAUGGAAAAAGCAGCCCUGCCCCUUCUGGUCUACAGGGGAUGAUCAACUCUUAUGAUCUAAAUGACUCUCAAAAAGCUGCGGUUUUAGGCUGCAUUGGUAUGAGAGACUGCAACCAUCAGAAUCCUGUCAAACUGAUAUGGGGUCCUCCAGGGACAGGGAAAACAAAGACCGUUGGUGUGUUAUUACAUGCCCUCCUUAAACUGAAGUGCAGAACAUUAACAUGUGCUCCAACUAACAUUGCAGUUUUGGAAGUUGCGACACGGCUGCUGAGGUUGGCUAAGGAUUCACUAGAGUAUGACACAUACGGGCUUGGAGAUAUAGUUUUAUUUGGAAACGGCGAGCGAAUGAAGAUUGAUCAUCGUGAUGAUCUGGUUGAUGUAUUUCUUGACUAUCGGGUUCAUGUGCUUGGGAAGUGCUUUGCUCCUCUAUCUGGCUGGAGAAAUGGCUUAGAAUCAAUGAUAUCUUUGCUUGAUGACCCUACAUCGCAGUACAAAAUAUACUUGGAAAAAAGAAAGGAAGAAAAAAGGGAGGAGGAAAAAAGAAAGGAAGAAAAAAGGAAGGGGGAAAAAAUAAAGGAGGAAAACAAUAAGGGGAAUGAUGAUCUCAAAAAGGUUGAUGAUGUUCCUUUGACAUUUGAGGAGUUUUCAAAGAAGAGUUUCUGUUCAAUUCAUGAGCAACUGAAGUUUUGUAUGGUUAAUUUGUAUACGCACUUACCAACUUCUCUUCUACCGUUAGAGGUAGUGAAAAAGAUGAGAAGAGCUCUUACUUUGCUUGAAUCUCUAGAAACUUUGUUGUGUGGUGUCAGUGUAGGAAAUGAAGGAUUAAAACAAGUUCUCAAUAAUUUCCAAGACACAGGAAGCAGUGUGGAUUGCCUCCAUAUACUAAGAUAUCUGCAAUUAUCUCUGCCAUCCUCCGUUCCAGACAUAACAGAAAAUUAUUCAAUAAAAAACUUUUGCUUGGGAAAUGCAUGCCUAGUGUUCUGUACUGCAUCAAGCUCUUCUAAAUUACAUGCAGAAGGAAAUAUACCAUUGGAAUUCUUAGUUAUCGAUGAAGCUGCUCAACUUAAAGAAUGUGAAUCAGCUAUUCCUUUACAACUGCCUGGUCUCCGCCAUGCUAUUCUCAUAGGCGAUGAGAGGCAGCUCCCUGCAAUGGUUAAAAGCGAGAUAUCCGACAAGGCUGAAUUUGGAAGAAGUUUGUUCGAAAGACUAGUCAUGUUGAGGCACCAGAAGCACCUUCUUAAUGUCCAGUACAGGAUGCAUCCAUCCAUCAGCUUAUUUCCAAACACAGAGUUCUAUGACAAACAGAUUUCAGAUGCUCCAAAUGUUAAAGAAAGAGAAUACCAGAAGCGUUUCCUUCAGGGCAACAUGUACAGCUCCUACUCUUUUAUAAGUAUUGCUCAUGGAAAGGAGGAAUUUGGUCUGGGGUACAGUCCCAAGAAUAUGGUUGAGGUUGCUGUGGUCUCUGAGAUAGUUGAGAAUCUUUUUAAACAAUUCUGUGACACAAAGAAGAAGGUUAGCAUAGGAGUGAUAUCACCAUAUAAGGCUCAAGUUUCUGCAAUUGAAGAGAGGGUCAGAAAAUACAACAAGUCUAACAGUGGCUUCACUGUGAGUGUUCGCUCUGUUGAUGGGUUCCAAGGAGGUGAGGAUGAUGUAAUAAUCAUCUCUACUGUAAGAUGUAAUGGGAGUGGAUCAGUAGGUUUCCUUUCCAACCGACAAAGAGCAAAUGUGGCACUGACUCGAGCAAGGUAUUGCCUUUGGAUUUUGGGGGAUGGGGGUACUUUACUCAAGAGUGACACUGUUUGGAAGAAACUAGUUAUUGAUGCCAAGGAACGUGGGUGUUUCUAUGAUGCCAAUGAGGACAAGAAUUUGGCUCAGGCAAUUACUGCUGCCUUGGUGGAGCUUGAACAGCUUGAUAUUUUACUCAAUAACGGCUCUCUUCUGUUCAAAGAGGCUAUAUGGAAGGUUUUCUUCAACAAUGAUUUCCACAAAUCUAUAGCAAGGACUAGCAAUGCAGAGAUUUGUAAGGAAGUGAUAUCUCUUUUGGCAAAGCUUUCAAGUGGUUGGCGUCAGACCAAUGAGAAGAGAAACCUCAUUGUCCAUGAUGGGACUUCUUCUCAAGUUUUAGAGAUUUACAAGGUCGAUGAGCAGCUGAAUCUGGUUUGGACUGUUGAUAUUCUCAAGGAGGAUUCACAUCACAUUCAGGUUAUGAAGGUUUGGGAUGUUGUCCAAUUAUCUGACAUACCAAGACUAGCAAAGCAGCUUGACAUCUUAUUUGGAAGCUAUACAGUGGAUAAGAUGCAUCGCUGCAAACACACAUGUGUUGAGGGGAGUUUGGUUGUUCCAAAGAGAUGGCCAAUUGACUCAAGUUGUGGUCCUGAAGCCAAUAGUAUG
Messenger RNA from Corylus avellana, 3012 nucleotides. The record is from RefSeq and is a predicted model, not a curated record. Lineage: Eukaryota; Viridiplantae; Streptophyta; Magnoliopsida; Fagales; Betulaceae.